Molecule: messenger RNA, 1425 nt
Organism: Manihot esculenta (cassava)
Lineage: Eukaryota; Viridiplantae; Streptophyta; Magnoliopsida; Malpighiales; Euphorbiaceae
Exons: 3
Coding region: 325-1245 (306 amino acids)
Molecular function (GO): polysaccharide binding
Source: RefSeq, a predicted model, not a curated record
ACAAGCAAGAAAUAUGACUUGAUUUUAAAGCAACCCCAAGCAAAAUCAUUUCCUGCCUCUCUAAUCACUCUGCACUUACCAAAAAGCAAAUCAAAGCUGCCUAUGUAAAAGAAACUUCAAAAAGAUAAGGAAAUCCCUUAAACAAAUACACAGAUUCCUCAGCAUUGCCAUGUGCAUAAAGUUUCCAAAUUUUCAAGCCUACCUCAACAUUUACACAUUUCCUCAACCAUCCAAGUAAAGUAUCUGCAAUUUGCUCUCUGCUAUAUUCUUCCCCAACAGUAUUCUUCUCUCUCAUUUCUUCAUCUCUCCAUCUCAGUCGUAGCCAUGGCUUCUCUCUUCUUGAUCACUCUCACUUAUUUUUCAACAUUGAUGCUCCAUCUAGCUUCUGCUAAUGUCGUCCAUGUAAACCCCUGCCGAUCUUACUGUGGAAACAUCACCAUAGACUACCCUUUUUCACUCCAAUAUGGCUGUGGCCACCCUGGUUUUCGUGACCUUUUGUUUUGCAUGAACGACGUGCUGAUGUUUCAUAUUUCCUCAGGAUCAUACCGUGUACUAGAAAUAGACUACGCUUAUAAAUCACUUACUCUACAUGAGCCUCACUUGUCAACUUGUGACACUAUCAUCCUCGGCUGCAAGGGAAACGGCUUCUCUGUUGAGCCGUGGCGGUCACCCUACUUCAACCCAACAGCAGAUAAUGUGUUCAUGCUCAUAGGUUGCUCAGCUCAAUCACCGCUUUUCCAAGGUUUCCCUGAGAAGCACUUGCCUUGUCGGAACGUUUCAGGCAUGGGCUGUGAGGAGUACUUUGGGUGCCCGGCCUGGAGUGUAGUGGGUCACAGGCAGGUGGGGUCGAAGUUAGGGUCGGGCCAGCCACCGGAGUGUUGCGCAGUGGCGUUUGAGGCCAUUAAGGCAAUAAAUCUGAGCAAGCUCGAGUGUGAAGGAUAUAGCAGUGCUUAUAGCCUUGCACCAUUGAGAAUUGCUGGGCCUAGCGAGUGGUCCUAUGGGAUUCGUGUGAGAUAUUCUGUGCAAGGGAAUGAAGAAUUCUGCAGAGCAUGCGAGGCAACUGGUGGCGCUUGUGGGUAUGGCAGUGAUGGAGUCAGGCAGCUGUGCAUGUGUGAGAAUUUCAAUUCAACAUCAAAUUGUGAUUCAGUGAGUUCAGCAACAAGCAGCAGAACAUGGUACAGAGGGAGCACACUAGCAGGAUAUUUGCUGGGUAUGUUAGCGUGGGUAGCUUCCAAUCCUAGUUAAAGCAAAGAGCCAACUCUACAGUGUCAUUUGAGCCCAGCAAUCUUCAGCCAGGAAGGCAAAGAGUUUUUUUUUUUUUUUUUAGAAAAAGACAAAUGGUAUUAAGUGGAUAAAUCAUAUGUGAAUUUUGUGAUUGAUUAUUCAAAAUUUUUUUAUAUUUAUUAUCUAUCAGUAUUCCUCCCA